GGAAGCACCCACAGCCGGCCAAAGACCAGCCUCCGGUGCCGCGACCUGCGUGGCCAGAUAACAGGAGGAGCGCUUUUCGGGCGAGAAGCUCAACAUUAUUGGAACAUGUUGAUGUUUGUGACGUAGCUGAAGCAUCUGUAAACAAAAUGGCCAAGUUAUCUAGCGAGGAACGGGCUCUGUUUCCGCUCAGUGACAUAGACUCAGUUGUGAAGUUAUUUAGAAUUCAUUUGUCAAAAAACAGUGAACCAAAUUUGGCGAUAUUAUCAAUUAUCAUUGGGUACAUUGAAAACACACUGACGUGCUCGCGCGGGGGCUCGGAGCCCACGCCAGAACUGGAGGACGACUGCUCAGGCAAACGGGCGGAGGACCACCGUGUUCUGCCAGUCGUGGAUUACGAAACAGUGGAAGCCCUGCAUCAAAGGUUUUUAGCAAUUAUCAAAGCACAUGUGGAUGUCACCGCCUUUGGUUCACCUCGCUACGGAACUCGAGAACUUAUCAAGCGGAUAUCAGAUGUUGUCUGGUGUACUUUAUCCAGCAGUUAUUAUAAAGAUCGAGCACAUUUACAGUCAAUCUACAGUUACAUGACAGGAGCUAAAUUAGACAGUUCAGGGACAACUCUAGCAGUUGUUGCUGCAUGUCAAGCUCUUGGUUACUAUGAUGUUCAUCUGGCACUCUCUGAAGACCACACGUGGGUUGUCUUUGGUGAGAGAGGAGAGGAGACUGUUGAAGUGACAUGGCAUGGGAAGGGUAAUGAAGAUAAAAGAGGCAUUCCUGUAACAGAAGACGUUUACAGCAAAUCUUGGUUAUACGUAAAUGGCCGACCUGUUAUCAGUAACAGGCAUAUGGAGGUAGCAACGAUAGUUUCAAACAUGAAUCCAGGAAUCAAUGCCACAACAGACUCUGAGGAGGUGAUGCUCCUUCAGCAAGCUCUUCUCUGGUCUCUCUAUGAUGCAGGACACCUUGCCAAAUACCCUAUGGCAAUAGAUAACCUGGGUGAUCUUGAAGAGAUGAUGCCUUCCAAGGGCAGAGCAGCUGCAACCAAAAUGUAUGAGGAGGCCAUCACCAGUGCUGUACGUUACUACGACAACCAACACGUAUACCCAUAUACCUACCUCGGUGGAUACUGCUAUAGGAACAAACUAUAUAAACAAGCUCUAAAGUACUGGGCAAAAGCUGCUUCUGUUAUUAAAAAUUACAACUAUUCUAGAGAUGAUGAAGAAAUCUACAAGGAAUUCCUAGAGAUUGCCAAUGAACUUAUCCCGCACAUCAUGCGAGUUGUAAGCUCUGGAAUAUCAGCAAGAUCCAUUCUUAAGGAUCCGGAGUGCUUUGCCUACCUUCUUGAAUUCUAUGAUGGUAUUUGUGAAUGGGAAGAGGGCUCUGCCACCCCAGUCCUUCACAUAGGAUGGGCAAAAGCACUUUUCAACACUAUUUCCAAGUUCCAUGCUCAUGUACGUUCACAUGUGAAAAUAUUUUGUGUGGAUCCAGAGACAACAGACAUUGAUGCUGCAGAUUCUUCAGUUUUUUUGAAGGAAGCAGAAGAGAAUUCAACGACUGCAAGUUCUCAAGAUCAGAAUGGGAAUAUGGCUACAGACAUAAUAAGUCUUGCAGAGGAGGAGAUAGACCCAAGUGAAAUGAUGCAUCGAUGGCCUCCUGUUAGAUUAUUUUCUGCUAAGAUGAGAGGGCUACGAGAUCUUCUCCUUGCAGAUAAAUUGAAUUCACAAGCGAUUUCCUUACAGUUAACAGCGCAGUCACAGGUAAUUAUGACAAAGAAGAGAGGGGCUGGAGAGGUAGAAAGCCAACACGUAGGGAGAUCAAAAAGAGCACGGAGAGAGUAGUAGAGAGACUUUUCAGAAGUUCAGGAACAGCUCUCCCAGAGAAACAGCAACACUAUGAUGAAUGAAGAAAGAUAGCAGUGGGCUGCAUGACUUAUAAAAAGUCAUAGUUCCAACUUGCACUAAAUAUAACAUUAAGGUAUUGACUUUUGUUUUAGAACUUGGUUACUGUAUCCAGUAAGAAGGAAAUGAUGUAAUGGAAGCCAAGAAGUGACAUACGUUUCUUGGCUCUCUCUGUUUCUUAUAUGUUAUGUCCACUUUUAUUAGCCUGUGAUCAUUUACAAGCAGAAUUUUUAUGUGUGCAUCAAGUUUCAGGGGAAUUAUAUUGAUUUAAGGUGCUGGAACAAGUACAAUUGUCUGUUUGCAAAAAUGCAAUUUGAUAAGACUAUGUGGAUUCAUGAUCUUUGCUUGCUAGAUAUUAUACUUUUAAGAGAUUUAAGCAUGUGUAAACAAAUAAUACACUUUGUUAUGUUUGAUUAUAUGAUAUUCUAUGGAUCCAGUUACACAUGAUAUCUUUAUUUUACAUCAGAAUUAGUUACUUGUAUAUAAGUUUUCCCAAUUUUUGGGCUAAAUCAUCAUGUUUUUGUACAAUUUAAAGAAAAUGUUUUAAGAUCUGCUGAAGAUAGUUAAAUCACUUAUUUUAAGAUGUAAAAUAUUAAUGAGUUUCUAAACUCCCCCAUUGUACAGUGACAACCUGUAGUAUAUAACUGUAAGAUACAGUUAGCCUAUGUGGUUAACUCAAGGGUUAUACCACUUAUCUAGUACCUGAUAAGGCUUAAGUACUGUAAGUAAUAUGGUUGUGCACCUACUUGUCAGCUCACAAAGAGUAUAAACUUUCAGAUCAUUAUAGGGCUCAUGACUUAGAAUGUGUUACUUCUACAAUUCACUUUUUGACAAGAGCCUAGUGUAAUCUAACAUUAGAAUAGCUUAUAGCAACCAUUUCCUGUAACACCAAUGCUAGGAUGUUGAUAUAUCUUUCAUUAUGUUUGCUUGUUCACACCAUUUAAUUGUACUUUAUUAGCCAAUACCAAAAAAUAUGAUAUGUUUGUCUGUGGAAGCCUUUUAAUGUCACCAGAGAAACCUAAAUAUCAAUCACUUGAUGAGGUUGUAGAUGUAUUAUUAAGUUUGUUUUUGUGUUUGACUGUUGGUAAGUAUGAUGUGAUAGCAAUAACUUAAGUAACAGAAAAAAAAAACAUUUGUAACUGUGGCCUUGCACUCUUAUUGGCUCUGACUCCUAAUGCCCUUGUAGCUUUUGUGGCUUUGCGGUUCUUGGUUGCAAAUGUGGUGGCUGUGCACCUAUUAGCAACACACUGCUAGCUGAUGUUUAAUUUGUGGUGUGGUGACUUAGUGGCUGUGCAAAGUAACAUGACAUAAUAUGUGAUUUAUAAUAAUCAUGGUAUCUGAAACUACAACUUUAGUCAUUUAUAUCCAUGUAUAUAGAUUAAUCUCUUUUAGAUAGACUUUUUAAAGAUGUCU
Messenger RNA from Penaeus indicus, 3308 nucleotides. It is a transcript of the gene Mnn1, whose product is annotated as menin-like. Gene Ontology annotation, biological process: negative regulation of cell population proliferation; regulation of transcription by RNA polymerase II; negative regulation of cell cycle. Bases 147 to 1835 code for a protein of 562 amino acids. The transcript is spliced from 10 exons. Gene Ontology annotation, molecular function: Y-form DNA binding; transcription cis-regulatory region binding; chromatin binding. The record is from RefSeq and is a predicted model, not a curated record. NCBI's taxonomy places the organism in Eukaryota, Metazoa, Arthropoda, Malacostraca, Decapoda, Penaeidae. Gene Ontology annotation, cellular component: nucleus; chromatin; histone methyltransferase complex.